AUGGCGUCCUCCCUCACGCCGCGCAGCCCACACCAGAAGAAGGAGAACCUGGGGAGCCUGCGGCGCGGGAUGGGGUACAACGCGCCGCCGCGCCGCAACGUCCUCUCGGCAAUCAACAACGGCGGCGGGGCGAACAGCGAGCCGGCGCCGUCGGAGGCCGGGUCCGAGGCGCCCGCCUUCGAGUUCAGCGGGAGGGAGGAUGUCGACCGCCUGCUCAACGAGAAGAUGAAGGGCAAAUCCAAGAACGACUACAAGGGGCGGACGGAGCAGAUGAGCGAGUACAUCAAGCGGCUGAGGGCCUGCAUCCGGUGGCUGGUGGAGCUGGAAGACGGCUACUUGGCCGAGCAGGAGAAGCUUCGGGGGCAGAUAGAUUCAGACAAUGCUCGUCACGCAGAGUUUGAGGCUCAGCUCAGUGGUGCGCUUGAAGAGUUGAAAGCGGCAAACUUGGAAAUGACAACACGGUGUGACUCACUGGAGGAGAGCUUGAACAAGGAGAAGGCCGCCAGGCUGCUUGCUGUGGAGUCCUAUGAGAAGGAAAGAGAAGAAAGGGAAUCAGCCGAGGCUUCACGGGAUGUACUGACGGUCGAUCUUGAAAGGGUCACUCAUGAGGCUAAACGGUUUAGUGAGCAGCUAAAAAUGGUCCAAGACACCAACAAAAGACUUCAGGAAUACAACUCCAGCUUGCAGCAAUACAACAGUAAUCUUCAAGCUGAUACAUCAAAGAAUGGAGAAAUCAUCUCCAAGCUGCAAAGGGAGAAGAGUGCAAUGAUGGAAGCCAUGACUAAUCUGAAAGAUCUUAACAACUCAAUGAAGAACCAGUUGGAUUCUUCCAUGUCCUCCCAGAAAGAAGCAAUUAGAGUGAAAGAAGAACUUAGAAAAGAAGUAGAGUGCCUCAGAGCUGAUUUACAGCAAGUUAGAGAAGACCGUGAUCAGUCUGUUGCUCAACUGAAUACCUUGACCGCUGAACUGGCCACUUACAGCGAACAGGCUAGAAAGUCUUCGAAAGACUCUGAACUUUUGAGAAUAAAAGCGGCAGCCUUUGAGGAAACGUGCAGUUCACAGCAAGAACAAAUUGAAACAUUGCAGAAGCAGCUUGCAGUUGCAACAGAGAAGCUGAAGCAUGCUGAUGUGACUGCAAUUGAGGCGAUGACAGGAUAUGAAACACAGAAAGAGACAAUUAAAGAUCUGGAAGAGCGCUUGGCAUAUGCAGAGUUUCAAAUCAUUGAAGCUGAUAAGCUACGAAAGAAGCUGCAUAACACCAUCUUGGAACUAAAAGGCAAUAUCAGAGUAUUUUGUAGGGUUCGGCCCUUUCUGUCGGACUCUGAUUCUAAUGGUCAGGAAGAAGCCAUUAUUUCUUAUCCAUCAUCCGUGGAAAAUGCUGGGCGUGGUAUUGAUUUGUUGAAUCAAGGUCAGAAAUGUUCUUUUUCAUAUGACAAGGUUUUCGAUCACAGCGCUUCGCAAGAUGAUGUGUUUGUGGAAAUGUCACAGCUAGUUCAAAGUGCGCUUGAUGGAUACAAGGUAUGCAUAUUUGCAUAUGGUCAAACAGGCUCAGGUAAAACUUAUACAAUGAUGGGUAAGCCAGGCCGUGAUCAGAAAGGUAUCAUACCUCGAUCUUUGGAGCAAAUUUUCAAGACCAGUCAGUCGCUAGAAUCUCAAGGAUGGAAGUAUUGUAUGCAGGCAUCAAUGUUGGAAAUAUACAAUGAGACAAUUCGUGACUUGUUAGCACCUGGCCGCUCCAGUAGUGAGAUGGCUGGCGGUAAACAAUACACAAUAAAGCAUGAUUCCCAGGGAAACACAACAGUCUCCGAUCUUACAACUACUAAUGUGUUCAGCACUGCUGAUGUGACAUCUCUUCUAGAGAAAGCAUCCCAUAGCAGGUCUGUAGGUAAGACCCAAAUGAAUGAGCAAUCUUCCCGCAGCCAUUUUGUCUUCACACUGAAGAUAUUUGGAUCAAAUGAGAGCACAGGCCAACAAGUACAAGGUGUGCUGAACUUGAUUGAUUUGGCCGGGAGUGAGCGGCUUACUAAAAGUGGCGCAACAGGCGAUCGCUUGAAGGAAACUCAGGCCAUCAACAAGAGCCUGUCAGCUCUCAGCGAUGUUAUCUUUGCGAUUGCCAAAAAUGAUGACCAUGUACCCUUCAGGAACUCGAAGCUUACAUACCUCUUGCAGCCUUGCCUUGGCGGGGACUCGAAGACGCUCAUGUUCGUCAACGUCUCGCCCGAGGCGUCCUCGGCCGGGGAGACUCUCUGUUCCCUGCGGUUCGCGUCGAGGGUGAAUGCGUGCGAGAUUGGGGUGGCGAGACGGCAGACACAGUCCAAGUCCUCCUCAGAUAACAGUAACAGGUUGAGUUACGGGUGA
This is a messenger RNA of Triticum turgidum subsp. durum (durum wheat), 2358 nucleotides long. NCBI's taxonomy places the organism in Eukaryota, Viridiplantae, Streptophyta, Magnoliopsida, Poales, Poaceae. The record is from the annotation of a GenBank genome assembly.